Molecule: messenger RNA, 752 nt
Organism: Zootoca vivipara (common lizard)
Lineage: Eukaryota; Metazoa; Chordata; Lepidosauria; Squamata; Lacertidae
Source: RefSeq, a predicted model, not a curated record
AUGAUCCUGAGUUGUCUUAGCUUGUUCAGAUUGGCAUUUCUUGCCAUUGUUAUACAGAAUGCAAUUUUCCUACUCUUUUUCAAGGACACUUUUCAGAAGAGGGAUGUAUUUAUUGCAUUUGAUGCCUCAUGGGCAUUUGUUAAUACUGCUGACCUUUGGUUUGCCACUUGGCUCAGUAUUUUGUACUGCGUAAAAAUCACUAACUUCUCCCACCCUCUCUUCCUCCAAAUGAAGCGGAGAUUCCCUGGGCUGGUGCCUUGGCUGCUUCUGGGGACAGUGGUCUUCUCUGCAAUUGUCACCACCGUCACAGUAACAGGCAAUUUCUUUUCCUUUGUGGUAUUUUUGUCCUCAUCUAUCUUAGUGCUAACUUCCCUGUGGAGACACAAAAACCUUCUACAUAACACUGCAAGGGAUGUCAGCACAGAAGCUCACCUGAAUGCCAUCAAAGCUCUGGCUUCUUUCUCCAUUCUCUAUGUAUCCAAUUUUUGUAUGGAGUUUUUGGACAUAGUCCUGUUCUGGGUGGACAGUAAAGAUGAUUGGAUAACAAUAAUUCUGUUUAAUGUGAUUGCUCUAUAUUCCUCUGGCCAUGCCGUUAUCUUGAUCUUCGUGAAUCCUAAACUGAAACGGGAAUUAAUCAAGAUGCUACAUCAACUACAAUGCUGAAUGAAGACACGCCAUCUUAAAGGCUACCAGGACCUUAUGGAAAUGGCAUCCUCAUUUGGAAGAACAAUAAUGCCUGUCUCUCUGUUGGU